GAUAAGGCGCAUGCGCAUUCCUUUUGGCAAUCGUUUUUAUUUAUUUUUUACAGCUUGUUCCACUCUACACAGGAAAUGUCAUCUUUGUGUGACACCAACAAUGAUGACCAAGUUACAGGCCGAGGCUCAGCAAAAGAACAGGACAAGGAGCAUCCAUGUGUACUCAUUCCUGAACUCUGUCGGCUCUUCUAUCAGCUAGGAUGGGUGACAGGGACAGGCGGAGGGAUCAGUUUGAGAAGAGGAGAACACAUCUACAUUGCACCUUCAGGGGUUCAGAAAGAGAGAAUACAGCCAGAAGACAUGUUUGUCUGUGAUGUGGAGGAGAGAGAUAUCAGCUGUCCACCCGCCUGGAAGAAAUUGAAGAAGAGCCAAUGCACUCCUCUCUUUAUGAACGCCUAUACAAUGAGAGGGGCACAGGCAGUUAUCCACACCCACUCCAAAGCUGCUGUCAUGGCAACCCUACUGUAUCCUGGCAAGGAGUUCAGAAUAACACACCAGGAGAUGAUCAAGGGGAUACGUAAGGGCACCACAGGCACCAACUAUUGCUAUGAUGACACCCUGGUGGUGCCUAUUAUUGAGAACACCCCAGAAGAGAAGGACUUAAAAGGACGAAUGGUUCAGGCCAUGGAGGAAUACCCUGAUUCAUGCGCCGUCCUCGUUCGGAGACAUGGAGUCUACGUGUGGGGCGAGUCAUGGGAAAAAGCCAAGACCAUGUGUGAAUGCUAUGACUACCUGUUUGACAUCGCUGUCCAGAUGAAGCAGUGUGGACUGGACCCUUCAGCUUUACCAGCAGAAGAGAAAGGAAUAGUUUGACAUUCACUGGUACCUUUUUAAGGAGACAUUUGUUCAAAGAAGGUCAGUGAAGUUCAAUCAUGGAGCAGAUUUUAAUCAUUUUCCUUUCACGCCAGCCCUCCACAAUUUUGAUGGUGAUUGCCGAUUCAGAGUUGAAGCUUGUGAUCCGGAAGGACCUGGAGGGGUAUGGUCCUGAGCACUGUGGGGAAAAUCACUGUCUUUAGUGUGAAUAUACUGUUACAUUUCAGUUGAUCUGCAAUGAUGAUUACUUGCAUUUACCUAAAUGAAUAAUGUACUUUUUCACAAGCAGAAUAAAUUAGUCCUUGCCUUUUUCCAAAUGCAAAUCCAAAUGUACAGUAGAAAUAACAAAAACAAAAAACAAAAAACACAUGUUAUUAAAUCCACUGAGGAACUAAUGGGUGUACUGUAUAUCAAAUUGUGUUAAUUUAAUGGCCCAAUUUACUGGAGUACAGAUCAACAAAAGUGCAUGAAGCACAACACGAUCUCACUUGUAGGUAAGUAGCUCUUGUGCAGGCCUCAGCCACAGCAAGUAUACCCUUGGCACAGCAUGCCUCUAAUGCUUACUAUAACUAGAGUGAGCUCCUUCUACUGCCCCGAUCCCAUUUCCUCCACCACUGUAUCUGCUCCAAACAGACUGGAGCCAAAUAUGUCACUGGCUUAUUUAAAUUUAAAUUGGGAGAAUCCUGAAAUGUUCCCUUUUACUGGUGAGGAAUUCUCACAAAGUAAUUUGCAAAAUAAAUGUAACAGUUGCACAUGAAUUGAAAUGACAUUGUGAGGCCCACAAUGUCACACAAUCGAAUGUCACGAAAAGGCAAAAACGACGGGUUGUCACAGUUCCGUUUACUUUGAUGCUUUGGUGCUGGUGGGUGACUUGCUGAGGAUUUAUCAUUAAAAAGCACAUGACGUUUUAGAAGAAAAGAAACAAUCCCUCAAGCGUGCAGAUAUUACAAAGUCAGGCGUCCCCGGCACUGAUUAUGUGCAUUUUAAAUUUUAAUAUUAACACAUCAGUUGACAUUCUUAUUUACUUCUUUACUUAACAACUCACACAUUACAACCAGUGCAAUAUAAUGUUACAACUGCAGAACUUGAGAGCAAUAUGUGGGUUACCACAAGUCUAUCCACAACUGUACUAUAAUUGAAAAGGGAUUUGGGACAUUUUUGUGCAAGUAAUUUGUUCAGCAAUCAUCAGUUCAUGACUUCAUAUGGGUCACUGAUCAUGUAGUGGUUAAGUCGCCUGUGCAGGGUGGGUUGGUGAAUUAGGGAUGUCCGAAUCAACAUUUUUUGGCUUCCGAUCCGAUUUUUUUUUUAUAGUCUUGCUGAUCCGAUUCGAUCGUUUGCCUUUUUUUUUAAAUAAUAAACUUUGUAACAAACGUGAAUUUGUGGAAUUCAAUAUGGUUAUGAAAAUAGCUCUUCAAAGCAUUAGAAAUAAUGCAACGAAAGUAGUGCUGAAUUUACUUUUUUUAUUACACAGCAUGACCAACAAUAUUGUUUGGCUUUUGUAACAAACCUCUGUGAGUCAGGUCCCCUAUCCAUUAAAAAAAGCCAAUAAAAGUCCAUCCGAUGAAAGAUAAAAUUGGGGAAAAAAAUGGGCGUCCAAAAUAGUUUUAGGGUUGGACUAAUCAUAUGACAUGGUUAUAGCAAGUUGUGGUGUGAUUUAGAAUAUAUCGCAUUUUUCAACAAACUCUCUUCAAUGCACUAGUAAUUAUUGAUGGUCCUUAGUAUAAACAUCCAGCGGCUAAAGCAGCACUUCCAGUUUGACUCAGAGUUAUGAAUGUCAUACGGAUCUCAUGACGGAAGCAGAUUUGAUCUGAUCUCAAAAUACAGCGGACCGGCAGCCGAUGCCGAUCCUGAAGAUCGGAUCGGUACAUCCUUAGUACAAGUAUGAAUGAUUGUCUGUGUUGUAUAUGUGCCCUGUGAUUGACUGGCAACAACUCCAGGGUGUCCACCUUUAGCUAGCUGGGAUAGGCUCUAUCUCUGUGGCCCUCAACAGGAUAAGCAGGAGUAAAAAGAUGGAUGGAUUUGGACAAAUGCAAUCUCUCUAAAUUGUUAUGAGAACAGGCUUCUCGAUCAAUGGUUGAUCUGGUUUGUGUGAUGGAAGGACCCAAAGGUGAAACAAACAGAAGACUGGCCAUUAGCCUGGAUAUGGAUACAUAAUCACUUAAUUGUGAGGGCAUUGCCACCUUCUCAUUUCAAGCAAUAAAUAUACAACUCACUUGGCUUUUGGGUGAAAUUUCAGUAUGAACCGAAAAUGCACUGUAACCUUUACAGGUGAACUCCCUCUGAGAACAUCCUGUUUGAAGCCUUGCAAUAGUGAGGUUAGGUGUUGUCUUGGUCUUGUGAUGUCAAAAUGUGAACAUCAUGAUGAAGAAUACAAUUUAUAUAUAAUACCAGGACCAGGAUAUGUAUUGGUGGACAGAUCACACACUUGUGAAUUUUGACGUUCAACUCUCGCAGGCAUUAGGCCUGGGACGAUAAAAAAUACGUUAAUUAAUCACACAAUAAAUGACAAUCAACUGGAUAAUUUUGCCAGCCUCAGUGUAUUGCCAUAUGCAUGGCUGUCAAGCAGGCAGGAAGAGGAUUCAGUCUGUGCAUUGGUUUCAGCAUCUUGGCAUAUUUGUUCCAUAGAACAACUGCAUGAACGGAGUGAGCCCUUUUGUCAGUCAUACAGUCUCUUUGUCUCGAUGGGUGGGGGUGGGCCUGGUAGCAUACCCACAUUGCAGAAGAGUGCAGCCUCGUGAGGAGCAAUUCAUUGGUAAGCAGUCCUUGAUUGUGCCAUAGUUGUGUGCUGUAACUGGCCACACCGUGACUCUGAUUCCAUCACUUCAUUGAUUAUCUUUCAUUAUCAUUCAUUAGCAGUGAGAUGAGACAAUGCACGAGAUUUGGUCCACGAGCUUGAUAUGAGAUUUUAACAUUAAUUUUUAAGAAAAAUACAAUGGAAAAAAUAUGACUGGACAAACUAGCAUUUUUAUUUUUUUUUAAUUUAUUUUACUGCUGUCCUUUGAUUUAAAAAAAAAAAAAAAGUUAUAUAUACACAAAACACAUCCCAGAUCUGAAUUAAUGAAAUAUUCUUAUAAAAUAUUUAAAAUAUUUCUAGUAGUUCUUUACAUAGUUGAAUUAUUAUUAUUAUUAUUUAUUAUUAUUAUCAUUAUUAUUAUUAUUAUUAUUAUUAUUAUUAUUAUUGGAGGUUUCUGUCCACCUGUUGUCUAGUCCAACACAAGAGUAUGUGAAAUUGUCAAUCUGUGUUGCUUCCUAAGUGGACAGCUUGAUUUCACAGAAGUGUGAUUGACAUUGUGAUUAAGUGUUCUCUUGAUUUUUUGAGCUAUUUAUCUAUCUAUGUAUACAGUUGAUAUAUAGAUAUAGAUUUUUUUUUUUGCCUUUUUGCUCUAUUUUUCCACACUUGCUGAGUUUUUGUUAAUUGUAUUAAUUAUUAACAGAGUGACAACAUGAAAAUAUAGACCAGUCGGCUUGUGUUUGUAUCUCCGAAUGUUCGCUGGUCGGAUGUUCGUAAGUUGGGGACUUAGUGUAUAAGGUAUAUUAUGAAAUGGAGUUGGUCGCCACAGUACCAUUAUUACUGAAGCAAGACACCCACUUAAACCUUCAUCUUCCAAUACAUCAUCAUCAAUGUAUUUCAUUUCAUUUCUGCUACUAACUUGGAGCAUUAACAGGGCAUCAGCCGUUCAUUUCCGAUGGAGGAAAAUAAUAGCCACACAUCCCUCGACGCUGACGCUGGGAACACCAAGGUAGGUUGGAUUGUAAGGUUAAUAGUGUGCAAAAAACACUUAAUGUGCAAUUUCAAUAAAGCCUUGCGCGCUGUCACUUGCAUAUUACUGUAUUAUCAUUCAUGCAAUAGGAGCGAUGCCAUAGUUGACAGUCUGAUUGGCUCCUGGCUUCCCUGUUCUCCAAACGAGAAAUCUUGUCACAUUUUAAUCUCAUGAGAUCUUGAGAGAUCCCUAUUUAUUAGCAAUGAGUAUCUAUACAUUUUAUACAUUAAAAUGUGUUUAAUAAGUGUGUGAGGCAUAUCUAGGGCUUAAACCUGGAUUGUGUCGUGACUGAACUAUAGUAAUUGAAGAGUGAAGGGGAGGGUUCUGAGGCUGAAUGUAAAUGAUUGCAAAUGUUGAUCGAAAAUGGGAAUGUAAAUGUCAAGCUAGUAGGAGGAUUUUGUGGGUGUAUGAAGUACUCGUUCACGUGUGGUCCCGGAACGUGACCCCUUUGAGAAGCGAGGAUCUACGAUAUCCCUAAUUCUUUGUGAGUAGUGUAUAUUGCAGUAUAAUCAUAGAACAUUGGGGUCACUAUUGAAAAAAAGGAGAUAAAACCAAAAGUUUGUUAGUUAAAUCAUGAGUCAACAAACUUAUUUCUUUCUUUUCUCAAGCAAACAAAAAGAUGCUUCUAAGCCUUCAAUGACACAAUCUUAAAUUCCUUUCUUCAUGUUUGCACUCCAUUUGAACUCCCUCAAAAAGCCCAUUUGUGUCCUGUUUCUUAAAAAUUGUUUUUAAUACUUUAUCACUACACCCACUGUAUGGGAGGAUGUGCGUGCAUGUGUGUGAUGUUGGUGAUGGUGGUGCUUAUCAGUUGGUAGUUGUACAUAACGUGACCAAUACAGAAAUUUUUAUUUUUCCAAAGUGUUUUCAAUUAGGUAAGGGAUGCACAACAAGUGCUGUAGUGGCACCACUGCAACCCAUAAAUUACUCUUCUAGUCGCAUUAAUGUGUUUGCCGCUGACGUCUCAGGAGAAAAGGAACACUCAUUGCUGCAUCAUGUUUUCGGAGGUAUUGAUUCAGCUGUGCUGAUAAUUCUAGGUUGAGUAGGUUGAGAUGAUCCUACUGGUGAUGUAAAUUCAAAGGGACAAAAGCUUUGUGUGAAAGUUCUUGUAAAAUUUUACAAUUACAAAACAGAGCAGUCAGUUGAAUUAAAAGCAGCUUUGUUAAACCUGGGGCCAAAGUAUAAACAAUACAUAAACAAAUGCACUUACUGUAUUUCCCGGGCCUUCUCCACCAUGAUUACUUUGUAUACAGUAAACCUCCCAGAUACAGUAAAGAGUUCCAGUCACAUGACCAUGAUGGCUUUUUUCUGAUGAUUAACAGACUCCCAGUGACAAGCACCCAAUACUGCAUUUUUAAGAUACUACAUACAGUAUACUGUAAAGUAAUAGUAUACUAUACUAUAGCAAUAAUAGAGUAAUACCUCUAUAGAGUGACCUCUAAUUUACACAGCAUAUUGUAUAUGAAUAGAGAAGGCUUUGGCAGCCGCUUCUUUACAAACCAAACCAAAACGACUCUGCGUUGGUACAUGAUGGUCGCGGCCGACUUGCCAGGUCAAAUUUACAGGGCUUCUGUAUGGUGCACACUGCUGCCACAGGUCUGUAUCUGCACUCUGAGAAGAUGUAUCAUUUGCUUCCAUUUGCGCUUGUCCUCUGCAAAGCAGUAAUAGUUUUAUGUCUGCCAACUUCCAAUGUGAAUCAGGCUCUUAUGCAUGCUUAUCACACUAGCUGCAGCACUUUGCUCAAGGCCUUCUUCCUUUAAUCCUUUCACCCAGACCAUACUUUGUUUUCUUGCCUGCUCUGACUUUGCUGAUAGAAAUGUUAAAAAAAAAAAAAAAAGGAGAAAGAAGCUCUAUCAACACAUUCCUGGAAAAACCCGCAUUCAAUUAUUUUUCACUAAACUUAUGAAAUGUAUGCAGUUUGUAGUCAGUUUUGAAAACAAACAAGCACUCUAGUUUCAAACUGAAUUCAUAAGACCAAGUUUGUUUGUGUGAAGGUUUUGCACAAAGGUACUAAAAAGGUUUUUCAUACCUCUUCCGCAUUGCUGUCAAUUAGGCCCAGCAAUUAAAAUACUUCCUAUGUCCUAAUACCACAAACUGUUCUGUAUAAUUAUAUCAAUAAAACAUGUCAUUUGCACAUGUAUUGUUACUGUACCGGUUUUUAGUAUCAGUUUUUCACAAACUGCGCAAACACACACACACACACACACACACACACAAAGCUGCGCUAGCUAAACUAAGCGAACCCCGCUAGCUUCCAUUCACGCUCCGUAACAGAUGAGUUGUCAAGGUUUUUCGCCGCUGUUUCGACAUGUUUUGGAGUGUUUGUGCGGUCCCUAUUUCAGUAAAAUAGCUCCCUAGACCAUGACACAGCAGUCCAGGGACAGUGAGAGGGAAUUAACACUGUAGCUAUACGGAGCCGAACAUCCAACGUCCAACGUGAAACUAACUUCACCACAGGACACGUCUGCAUGGUGGUGUUGCUUUUUCUUGUUGUGGGUGGCGCAAGUCGAGUGGCAACCAACUUUGAGGAGCAUUACUGCAUCUACCAUGUUGGAGUGUGGCUCAGAGUUACGAACGUGAUACGGAAACCGGAUCGGCCCGAUCUCGUGGCGGAAGUUGAUAUUAUCCGAUCUUCACAAACACAGCGGAUCGGCAGCCGAUCCCGAUCCUGAAGAUCGGAUAAGGACAUCCCUAUAAUGUCCUGUUCAUUCAGGGGGGUAAACUUAAAAAUCAGCAGAGGAUCAAAUAUUUCCGUUCCCUACUCUGUAUAUACAGUCCUGGAGGAGGGGCACAAACGCGACUGUCUGGUGGCCGGUGGGGCCGGUGAGUUUUCUCCGUAGGGUGGCUGGGCUCUCCCUUAGAGAUAAGGUGAGAAGCACUGUCAUCCGGGAGAGACUCGGAGUAGAACCGCUACUCCUCCGCAUUGAGAGGAGCCAGAUGAGGUGGCUUGGGCAUCUGGUCAGGAUGCCUCCUGGACACCGGUGUUCAGGGCAAGUCCGACUGGUAGAAGGCCUCGGGGAAGACCCGCGACACGUUGGAGAGACUAUGUCUCCAUACUGGGCUGGGAAUGCCUUGGGACCCGCCGGGAGGAGCUGGACGAAGUGGCUGGGGAGAGGAAAAUCUGGGCCUCUCAGCUUAGGCUGCUGCCCCCGCGACCUGAUCUCGGAUAAUCGGUAGAAGAUGGAUGGAUGGAUGGAUAUACAGUAUAUAUUUUUUAAAUCUCAAGUAUCCCUUCAUUCCCUUGUCUUUUCCUAAUCACGGUAUAAAGGCCCCCACAAGUGAUUCAAUUCAAAUAUGUUAAGAUAAAUUAGGCUGUCAAAGUUAACGCGUUAAUAACGUAUUAACGGGAGUUUCCUUUAACGGCACUGUUUUUUUGACGAGUGAUUAAUGUGCACACGUCCUGUUUGAUCCUCAGGCCACACCGCAGUUUGAGAAAGCACCGGUGAUUAUAGCCACAAGCAAACAAAUAUUGAGCAGAAAUGGAAAAAGAAAAAGGUAUUUUGAUGGGUAAAUUCAGCUUCAAAGCCCUGGCAGAUGGCUCUUGUAACAAGACUACUGUCGCUGUGAUUUGAGUUAUCACGGAUUACGUCGCCUGCCAGAGACUGGAGCAGUGCAGGCAUUGUUUUUAUUGUCAUAUACAGUGGUACCUUGAUAGGUGCUGCUAGGUGUCCCACCUAGCGAGUGUUUUUUUAGAUGCGAGCCGUCGCUCCGCUGAUUUUUGCUUUGAACUGCGAGCUAAAAUUUGGGUUAUGAGCUGCUAUUUACAGGCUAUCAAUGUGACGACCGUGGCUGAAGUCGAGAAUGGCUGUAAACACCAUUAGCAGUGCUAGCAUUACCAGCGAACUAUAGCUAGUCACCAGGAAAGAGUUUUAUCACCUCUGUAAAACAUAGAUACAUUAUAGCAAUCUGACUUAUCUUAUUUAUUAUGUAUUGUGUGAAUCUAUUACAGGAACAACAUCAAAUUAAAAAGGGGACCUAUUAUGCUGUUCCUCUUUUCUGACCUAUAAAUGUUGUUACAAUGUUGUAUCUCGUGUUAAAACGAUGCCAACGUGUCAGAUAAUGAGGUUUGCGCAUUUGGAAGUGAGACCUGAAAGCAGUUGUGGACAGCACUGCACGCUGUCUUUUACAGAGUUUGGUUUUCUUUUAACACAGAGUUCCACUGACGUCAACGCAACCCCCAUUUCCUUAUACGGGCAUGCCCAGGCAAACGCUGUAGGCCUGCCCUCCUCCAGCACUGCUUCGCUCUUCUCUGUUCACCGUGUUAGCACGCAUGACUCCAAGGAAAUGUUUGAGUGUGCCUAAAGAGGCAAGCAUCAGGCAGAAGUGGUUGGAGUUGCUGAUUCCCGGCCAGCAAGAGAAAAAUAUUCUCAUCUGUCAACGGCACUUCACACGAAGCUGUUUUGUGAACAUGGGCCAGUACGAAGCUGGACUAUCCACCAAAGUUUUGCUGCAGUCCGACGCCUUUCCAACAUUACUUGGUCGUGUUGAAGAGUCAGAAGAGCAAGCUGUAAGUAACAAUUGAUCAGUGUCCUAAGUGUGUUUGUUUUGUGUAAGUAAUUGGAUAAAAGCAGUUGUCUGUGUAGCAUUAUAGUGUGUGCAUACAGCGAGUGGAGGGAGACCAAUCACAGCGGAGUGGGCUCGGCAGAGGCGUACCUGGAGGAGGGCUGUGGGUGGAGUAAAUUACACAGACCGUUUGAGCGGUAGGCAAGAAACUCAAGGAAACACUGCAGGAAGAGGUACAGAGUCUGGAAGAUUGAGAAAGCUUUUUGCGCACGUUAUCGUGUGAAGCUGCUCUAUAGAAGUACAGAACUCAAUACAAAGGCCCAAAAAUAAGUAUAAUAGGUCCCCUUGAAGA
This is a messenger RNA of Dunckerocampus dactyliophorus (ringed pipefish), 9426 nucleotides long. RefSeq names its product APAF1 interacting protein (gene apip). The coding region runs from base 76 to 813 and encodes 245 amino acids. NCBI's taxonomy places the organism in Eukaryota, Metazoa, Chordata, Actinopteri, Syngnathiformes, Syngnathidae. Gene Ontology annotation, molecular function: metal ion binding; methylthioribulose 1-phosphate dehydratase activity. The record is from RefSeq and is a predicted model, not a curated record. Gene Ontology annotation, cellular component: cytoplasm. The transcript is spliced from 8 exons.